AUCCAUCCCAUUCUUCUUUCCACCCUUCGAUACGAUAGCAACUCACCAUGUCCGAUGACUAUGAUCCAUUUGAAUGUCGCUUGGAGUUCACCUCCCUUUUACAAAAGCUUAACGCAUCACAACAAUCGAUUCAAAAGGUAGCCAACUAUGCUAUGCGAAACAAACGACUUUCCGAAGAUCUGUACAGUUGUGUGUUGGAAUCAUUGGAACAGGCGUCAAUGAACGCACGUCUCAACAUACUUUACGUGCUUGACUCGCUCUGCCAGGCGAGUCUCAAGUCUGGCUUCAAAGGCUAUGUUGAUCUAGUGCGACAAGACCUUGAUAAGGUGAUUGCCUCGGUUGUUCCCAAUGACGCGAGGGGAAUGGUAAAUGCCGCCAGCACAAGAAAGAUAUUAAACACAUGGAAACUGAAAGGUCUUUUUGAUAAGGCAAGCCUUGAAAGCAUUGAAAGCCGUCUGCCAAAGUCAGAAGUCAGGAUACCGGAUCACGCAAAACAGACAUUCUCUAAAAAUGAUAUAUUGAAGCGUAUGGAAGAGGAUCGAGAACGUCAUAAGCGCCUGCGUGAGGAUAUCUGGAUAAGAUCAGCAGAGGAAUCGGAAGAUGCGCAAUUUGAUCAGCUCUGGGAGUCAACUGAGCCACUUGAACUGGAGUUUGAUUACAAAGAGAUGGCUAAGGAAAAUCACCGGCGAUGGCCCAACUAUCCUUGGAAGGCGGUGUUCGACGAUGUUGAACUUGCUGCUGAUGUGCCUUGGUACGACCCUAUGUGGCAGCGACCUACGGUCAAAGGCUUGGACCGAGAACCGCCCAUCGCUCAGUAUAAUCCUAACAGCCUAUACGCUUUGCAUUUGCGGCAGGGUCAAGCACAGGUAAACGCCUCUGUGCCUACUCUUCUGGAAGACACGGAAUCUGUUGAUGAAGAUAUGGAAAUGGCUAUGUCUAGCCCUGAAGCCGAUCCAACAUCCACUAUCAUCGAACAAAGGACAAUGACCUAUGCAACUGUCACAAAGACAAGAGAAUUAGAAUUGGAUACCGAUGAUCAUCCCUCCAAACGCACAAAAUACGAUUCACAACCGGCCAAUGUCAAAUUGGCCAACUGAUAACCAACCAUCGAUAAAUUUGCUUCAAUGAAUGAUUCGAUCCCCAUUUUUCUAUUCCAUUGGAAACGUUUUCUUUUUCCCUCCUCCUUCUUUCAAAUCGCUGUAAAAACCUUUUCAUACAAUUAUAUAUAUACACAUAUGUUGCAAUUUCGUUCAUAUCAGACAUUUCGGAUA
Molecule: messenger RNA, 1271 nt
Organism: Umbelopsis ramanniana AG
Lineage: Eukaryota; Fungi; Mucoromycota; Umbelopsidomycetes; Umbelopsidales; Umbelopsidaceae
Exons: 5
Coding region: 48-1097 (349 amino acids)
Biological process (GO): positive regulation of transcription by RNA polymerase I; positive regulation of DNA-templated transcription, elongation
Cellular component (GO): CTDK-1 complex
Source: RefSeq, a predicted model, not a curated record